CCAGUUUGGCCAAGCGCGUUACUACUUCCUGUUUUGCUCUUGUGUAGCAACGUGGAUUCUUUCGGCAUGGGAAUCAUUCACUGUUAUGUGUAACCAGACUCUUAUUCGCUAUCAAAAAUGCAGAUAUCUAGCGUGAAUGACGUUAAGAUUUAUAAUUUAAGCUAUGGAAAAUCUCUGCCAGAGUGGCUCACAGAUCGGAAAAAGAGACAGCUGCAAAAGAAAGAUGUUGACGUUCAGCGCAGAAUUGAGCUCAUCCAGGACUUUGAGAUGCCGACUGUGGCGACCUCUAUCAAAGUGUCACGGGAUGGGCAAUAUAUCUUGGCAGCAGGCACAUACAAACCUAGGAUACGCUGCUACGACACCUACCAUUUGUCAUUGAAAUUUGAACGCUGCUUGGAUUCUGAAGUUGUGGCUUUUGACAUCCUGUCUGAUGACUAUUCUAAGAUGGUGAUGCUGCACUUGGACCGCUAUGUGGAAUUCCAUUCCCAGCAUGGACACUACUACAAGACUCGCAUUCCCAAGUUCGGACGGGACUUUUCCUAUCACUAUCCCUCUUGUGACCUUUUUUUUGUUGGUGCCAGCUCAGAGAUAUUCCGACUGAAUCUGGAGCAGGGCCGCUUCCUGAACUCUCUUCAGACCGAUGCCGUGGAGCACAAUGUGUGUGACAUCAACCCCGUCCAUCACUUGUUGGCUGCGGGAACCAUUGAGGGUAAGGUGGAGUGCUGGGACCCUCGCAUCAGACACCGAGUGGGCCUGCUGGACUGUGCCCUGAGCAGCGUAACCCAGGGAACAGACGUUCAAGGCUUACCGUCCGUGAGCGCUCUCAAAUUUAACGGUUCCCUGAUGAUGGCAGUCGGCACCAGUACUGGACAGGUGCUGCUGUAUGACCUGCGCUCAAGUCGCCCCCUGUUGGUCAAAGACCACUUCUACAACUUGCCCAUCAAGUCCAUAAAUUUCCACGGGCCGUUGGACCUGGUCGUGUCUGCUGACUCCAAGAUUAUCAAGAUGUGGAACAAGGACACCGGAAAGAUGUUCUCCUCCAUCGAGCCACAGACCAACAUCAAUGAUGUCUGCAUCUACCCACAAUCAGGCAUGCUCUUCACAGCCAACGAGGACCCCAAGAUGAACACCUUCUACAUCCCGUCCCUGGGCCCCGCUCCUCGAUGGUGCUCCUUCCUGGACAACCUGACCGAGGAGCUGGAGGAGAGUCCCGAGAGCACCGUCUACGACGACUACAAGUUUGUCACGCAGAAGGACCUGGAGAACCUGGGUCUGGGUCACCUGGUGGGUUCCUCGCUCCUGAAGGCCUACAUGCAUGGCUACUUCAUGGACAUGAGACUGUACCACAAGGUCAAAACCAUGGCAAACCCGUUUGCCUACGACGAGUACCGCAAGGACAAGAUCCGACAGAAGAUCGAGGAGUCCCGGGCCCAGCGAGUGCAGAUCCAGAAGCUGCCCAAGGUGAACAAGCAGCUGGCUCUCAAGCUGAUGGAGGAAGGAGACGACCAGGCCGAGCUGACUGCCAGGAAGAAGAAGGGCAAGGACAUCCCCAGCAUCCUGGGCGACGACCGCUUCAAGGUGAUGUUCGAGAACCCCGACUUCCAGGUGGACGAGCAGAGCGAGGACUACCGCCUGCUCAACCCCAUCGUCUCCAAGGUGGAGCAGAAGAGGAAGAAGAAGCUACGGCAGAUGGCGGAGCAGGCCGCCCAGGCGGAGGAGGACGGCGGCGAGGAGGAGGAGCCGGAGGGGAGGGGCAGCUCGGACGAGAGCUCUGACGACGACAAGAGCUGGGUGGAGGAGGUGCGGGAGCAGCGGCGGCAGAUGUACUUUGAGGAGCGCGAGAAGCGCCUGCAGGACAGGAAGCAGGGCGACCGCAACACCACCCUGGUCGGGGGCGGCAGGGGCGGCGCGGCCUCGGACCGCGGGGCGGGGGGGCCCGCCAGGGGGGGCCAGCCCCGCUUCUUCCAGAUCCGGGCCGGGGAGGAGUUCCGCAGCUUCGGCGACGUGGGCCACACGCAGAAGCUCAAGAAGGCUUCUCUGGAGGACCGGCUGAAGAUGGAGGAGCACUCUGGGACCAGCAACAUGGAGGACUCUGCAGUGGGCAGCAAACAGGUCACCUUCACCCUCAAAAAGUCGGAGGAGCAGUCGAAGCAGCGGCAGGCGGAGCGAGAGCACCACCAGGAGCGGAAGGCGCUGCGCCGCCCGGCCAGCCACCUGAGCAGCGCCCGGGGGCGGCCCCGGGGCUGGGGCCGCGGAGGACGGGGCGGUGGGGGAGGACGGGGAGGUGGGGGAGGAAGAGGGAGAGGU
Messenger RNA from Gadus chalcogrammus (walleye pollock), 2307 nucleotides. It is a transcript of the gene nol10, whose product is annotated as nucleolar protein 10. The transcript is spliced from 21 exons. Gene Ontology annotation, molecular function: protein binding. Lineage: Eukaryota; Metazoa; Chordata; Actinopteri; Gadiformes; Gadidae. Gene Ontology annotation, biological process: maturation of SSU-rRNA from tricistronic rRNA transcript (SSU-rRNA, 5.8S rRNA, LSU-rRNA). The annotation marks the transcript as partial. The record is from RefSeq and is a predicted model, not a curated record. Gene Ontology annotation, cellular component: small-subunit processome; nucleus; nucleolus.